AUGGGAGUUGUUACAUGGUGUUUUGUUGCACUUUCACUUCUUCGAAUCUUUGUAGAUUCUAAAAGCAUCGGAUGUGAAGUUCCAUCGACAGAAAAACGAUUUAUAGAGAACUUCAAUAAACUUCUUGAUCAGAAAUCAUUUAGAAUCGUAGAGGGUAUUUCAAUGAAGAAACGUGAUGAUUUUAAACUUGCUUUCAAUCGUACGGAAGAAUCUAAAACUCAAAAAUGCGAUGACUUGUCACAGACUUUGAUAACGGAAACGAAAGAAAGAUUGAAACAAGUGAUAAACACUCAUGUUCUCGAGUUCGAUCUUGCAAAAUUAUUUAUAGAAGAUAACGCUUCAACCAGCUCCGCUCCCCGUCGUCGACGUAAGCAUCAAGCUGUAUCGAUGGUUCUUAUGGGCAUAACCGUCUUCUUAAUGGUAUUUGUUCCAAUGGGAUUUCAAUUUCUUGCAGCUUUAGGCGGAAAAGCGUUUCUAAUGGCAAAAUUGGCUUUGUUACUCGCGAGCGUUAAUGGACUCAAGAGGGUAGCAAAUAGCGGCGUGCAUUAUGGCUUAUAUCACUCUCUACCUGAGCCUGGCUUGCAUCAUCAUCCUUAUGGAUAUGACCGGAAUGAUGGUCCUCGAAUGAGUCUUAAAUAAAUGUCAUAAUGUUCAG
Clunio marinus is the source of this 655-nucleotide messenger RNA. The record is from the annotation of a GenBank genome assembly. Lineage: Eukaryota; Metazoa; Arthropoda; Insecta; Diptera; Chironomidae.